AUGGCAAUGGCAGCAUACCUCUCUAGGAUCGCUAGGCUCUCUGCCUCCCAUCAAAACCCAGUACGAACCUUCUCCUCAUCCAUCACCCCUUUUUCAUCAUUUCGCGCUUUGAAAUCUGCUAUCAAAACAGAAGAAGACCCACUUAAGAUCGCCAAACUCUUCGAAUUAUCGAUUUCGAUACCCACAUUUAGACGCUUUCGGCCUCUCUUCACCCUAUCCGUUCACAAGCUCUCUCGAUCCAAACGCUUCGACCUUAUCGACCGCAUACUCACCAACUCCAUCACCAGUUCCCCUCCUCCUCAGCUUGCUUCCGAAGGCUACUGGCUCCGGAUUGCGAUGUUAUACUCCCAAGUAGGAAUGGUUGACAAUGCACUCCAACUGUUCGACAAAAUGCUUCAACAACAGAACUGCACCCUCACUGAAAAAUCACUUUGUGGGAUUCUGUCUGUGAUGAUAGAUAACAAAAUUUACGAUGAUCAGUUGCUUCAGACGUUCGAGGCUUUUGUAACCAAAACAGGUAUUUCCCCUGGUGUAAAAUCCUAUAAUUUGAUUUUAAAAGCCCAUUGUAAAGGAGGUCAUGUGGAUGAGGCUCAGGCAUUGAUUGAGAAGAUGGAAACCGAAAACAAUGUGCAUCCAAACAUUGAUUCCUACAAUAUAUUGCUGGGAGGUUACUUGGAUAGCAAGAAAAAGAGUGCGUUUGAUAUGGUGGUGAAGCAGGUCAAUGAGAAAGGUUUGGAACAUAAUUUGACCACUUACAAUCACAGAAUCUUGAGGUAUUGCAAGAACAAAGAGUGUGUUAGGGCUAAGAAGCUGUUGGAUGAAAUGAUAUCAAAAGGAGUUGAACCUAAUUCUUGUAGCUAUAAUACUAUUAUCUUUGGGUUUUGUAAGGUAGGAGAUUUGGAAUCUGCUAAAAAGCUUCUUGAAAAAAUGGUUAGUGAUGGAUAUGUAAAGGCACCAUCGUUUGGUUAUUACACAUUAAUGAAGCAUAUGGUUGAAGAGGGAGAAUUUGAUGGGGGAUUGGAAAUAUGCAAAGAUAUCAUACAGAAGAAAUGGGUUCCUCCAUUUGAAGCCACUGGGCUUUUGGUCAAUGGAUUAGUCAAGAAUUCAAAAGCUGAUGAGGCAAAGGAAAUUGUGAUGAAGUUCAAGAAUAAGCUCAAUGGGCCUGCUUUACAAUCAUGGGGAAAGAUUGAAGCUACCCUUCCUAUAUAA
This is a messenger RNA of Lactuca virosa, 1209 nucleotides long. NCBI's taxonomy places the organism in Eukaryota, Viridiplantae, Streptophyta, Magnoliopsida, Asterales, Asteraceae. The record is from the annotation of a GenBank genome assembly.